Carassius gibelio (silver crucian carp) is the source of this 2450-nucleotide messenger RNA. Its product is annotated as nuclease. The coding region runs from base 539 to 1807 and encodes 422 amino acids. Gene Ontology annotation, cellular component: nucleus; mitochondrial inner membrane. NCBI's taxonomy places the organism in Eukaryota, Metazoa, Chordata, Actinopteri, Cypriniformes, Cyprinidae. The transcript is spliced from 3 exons. Gene Ontology annotation, molecular function: single-stranded DNA endonuclease activity; RNA endonuclease activity; nucleic acid binding. The record is from RefSeq and is a predicted model, not a curated record. Gene Ontology annotation, biological process: apoptotic DNA fragmentation.
ACAAAGAGUCAGCGAUCAGAGAGAAGCAGCAGAAACAGUGUCAAGAAAGAUUUUUGAGACGGUCGUUUCUGAACAGACCGCAGAUCUGUGUCAUUUUUUGUGGUGAUUCAUUUUUUAAACCAUUGUUAAGUAAAGAAAAUCUUAAGUAAAGUUUAGAUCGAAACAGAGUGAGUGAGAAACUCAAACUCUUCUGUCUGGAGGACAAACAUCCGGUGUGUUCAGUGUGUAUUUAAUCAUAGAAAUACAUCAAUCACACAUUCAGUCCCAUCAGUGAAGCUGUUCCAUCAUAAAAGAGCAGAACAGAACCAAUGUAAAAUCAGAGCAGCAGAUGUUUCUGUUUAUCAAAUCACAAACCUGUGAGCAUAUCUUUCUGUCUCUAUACUGAAUCAACUGAAGUCCUGAAUUUACUCAGAAGUACACAUUAUAUUAGACCUAAAGAGAAACCUCUUGGUUAAAGGUGCUGAAGACAUAAUAACUCCCGACUGAGUCAAGACUGAUUUAUUCCUGAACUUUGUUCUUAAAUCUCUGUUGCAUCAAGAUGAAUCUCGAGGAAACGGAAAGAAACCCAACUGAUGUCACUUUAGAUAAAACAGCUAAGGAUUUGUUAUCAUUUUUUAACGGGUUUGAGCACUUACAUGAAGUUAAAAGAACGAUUGAAAAGAAAUUUGAUAUUAAAAAGGAGCAUAAACAUACAUGCUGGCCAGAAGAUGAUAUCAAACGAGCUUGGGAGGAAACAAAAAAGAUGGAUAUAAAACCAAGCAUAAGAAAAGACUGGGCUUACAUUAUAAUUUUGCAGGUGGUAAAUAGUUUUGUAUGUGAUACAUGUAAACAAAAUCCUAAUGAACGAGGUUGUAAAACGAGACCAAACCCAGAAGACAGAUCAUCUGAAAGCAAUGCUGAACCUGAGAGACAGGGACCUGCUGGAGGAGCUCAGCAGAGUUCUGGAGGACAUCACCAAACACCUAGUCAUCUUUUGCAAACAGUCAAUGAUUUCUUGCCUGAGACACAGGCCACUGGGAUUUGUUCUGGUGCUCCCUGUAGCCAGUCCUUCUACAUACGUAUCCCACUAUCAAAAUUAGCUGAAGAUGAACCAACAGAUAGUAAUGAAGUUCCAAAUGUCAGUUUUCCCUAUAGAUUAAUAGAUGGAUUUCCUUCAGGAAAUUCUGAUUUAAUAAGGAAAAGAAAAUCUUAUGUUAUGUCAUUUGACAAUAGCACCAAUAAUGCUCAAUGGGUGUAUGAGAUACUGAACAAGAAAACUGUAGAUAGCAACAAUUUGCAAGGAACCUUUGGACAUGGCUAUGACAGAGGACAUCUGGCUGCAGCUGCCAAUCACACGUGGUGUCAGGAAGCAUUUAAUGACACUUAUUUGCACAGUAACAUUAUACCACAGGAUCAUUCGUUAAACAUAGGGAAUUGGAAAAAACUGGAGAAAAGAUGUCGAAGUAUGUUAAAGAAUACUUUGAUCCGCAAUGUCCAUGUGUACACUGGACCUCUUUACCUACAACCUAUGAAUUUUCCAAAGUUGGGAGGAAAAGCAGUGCCAAGUCACCUCUUUAAGGUGAUAAUAGCGGAGAAUAAGGAUAGGACAGUAAGAGAGCCAGUAUGCUAUUUGAUGCCCAAUGAUGGAACUACUGGAGACUUGAAGAAAUACGAAAAACCCAUUGAAUAUAUUCAACGUAUCUCUGGACUCGUGUUCUUAGAACGCAGACCCAUUUUGAGAGAGACAGACACAAUAAUAAGAUUGAAUGAAGAAGAUCCGAAUCAAACACAACAACAUGCUGACAUAGAAGUCUGCAUAAGCGUUUAACUUAUACUGAUAAUAAGCUCAUUACUAAUAAUUAUGCUAUUGAUGGCCUGUGUCUGACACAUUGAAUUGUAUUUAAUCUUCCCUUAUGAGUGUCUUUGGAUGAACUGAUCAUCUGCAGAUGAAAAGAUUAAAAGUUUAAUUGACAAAGGCCUGUUUUCGAGGACUUCUGGUGGCGCGAGCUGCAAAAUGGUUGCACAGAACUAGGCUCCGGAGUAUUAACCUCCUAUUUUGAGAUACUUUUUUCAUACUUAGGAAAAUAUUGUCUCUUUUUGACAACUUGACACUUCUAAUAUGAGAAUGGCUACCAGCAAAAAAUCGAUGUCUCCCCAAAAGCAAAGGCCUCAAAACACUCGAUGUUGCCUCAAGUGUUAUCCACGCAAUCGAAGCACAGCAAGAGGCUAUCAACAAAUGGUUUCUUGUAUGUUGACAGAAGCAAUAAAGACGGCUCUUACUCCCUUCAAUGACUAUAUUAUUAAUGAAAACAGCUCUGUUCUUCGAUCACUGAAACAAGAAAUGGACUCCCUGAAUAAAAGUGUGGCAUCAAUUACAACGAAAGUUGACAAUCUUCGAGGCAGUUUUUACGCAAAUAAAAAAAAAAGACACAAACUUCUGCUUGACUCAACUUGAGCAGAUGCAAUGAAAA